AAGUAAGCAAGUACAUUUACUCAUGUAUUGUACUUAAUUACAACGUUGAGGCACUUGCACUUUAAUUAUUUGCUACUUUGUGCUUCUACGGUAGAAGUUCUACCCCACGACAAUUCAGAGGAACAGUAGCGACACUCUGCAUAUACACGAUGUUUAUGAAAUCUUCUGGAGCUGAGAGUGGAUCUUACUCACUGACCUUCCUGGGAAAGAAAGUAGGGAGACAUCACGCUGUUUCCCCCGCAGGCAAACAACGUGCCUGGGAGACAACUAACAGGUCUACCUGCCAGGAGGACUUCAUGUUGUCUUCACGGCCUGGACGGGCUCAUGUCUCAGCGUCUCACGUACCGGAGGAUUUACCUGGCAGCAUACCAGAGCUGAAGGAUGAGAAGCCAUUUCCAAUAAUUCAUAACACACAGUUCAACCCGUACGAGGACAGCCCAGCAGCUGUCAGACAUCACAAAACCCUGUGGAUGAAGAGGUGGGCUGCAUUCAGUCGCUGGAUCGGUGCUGACCACAGAAAACAGGCGGGACAAGAUGUCAACCCAGGAUCAUCAGAAUCUCAGCUCUCAGACAGCAGUGAAGCGGAUAGGUCACAAGAUGUAAAGAUCUACAUCCCCUACGAGUCAGCUGAGCUCUGCAUCACUCAGAUAGCUGAGGACAUGGGAGCAAUGAAGAGAAAACACCUGGAAAUGGUGCAAGAGUUAGAGGAGAGCUUUCAGGUCACAGCACGCAAGAACCAGGAGUGGACCGUGCAGAGGCUGAGAUCUCAGCACCAGAACAAGUUGAACACUUUGAGGAGAAUUCUUGACGUUUACCAAGAGAAAGUGGAAAAAAAGAACACUGACUGGGAGAGGAGAGUCGAGGUCAGUGAAGGUCAGGAGUCAGUCUGUCUCUCCUUCAGUAGCUCUUAUACCUGA
This is a messenger RNA of Eleginops maclovinus (Patagonian blennie), 917 nucleotides long. RefSeq lists its product as uncharacterized. The coding region runs from base 150 to 917 and encodes 255 amino acids. Lineage: Eukaryota; Metazoa; Chordata; Actinopteri; Perciformes; Eleginopidae. The transcript is spliced from 7 exons. The record is from RefSeq and is a predicted model, not a curated record.